AGCGCGGUCACUUGGCGAUCUUCUUUGAGGAAGCGCAUGUGCAAAACGUAAACAAAGUGUUUUGGGUAAUCUCACACCCAAUUGUCAUUUUUCGUGGAGAAUUUCUGUAAUCCGAAAUAGAGUAGGCUACAACAAAACAACAGGCAUUGGCAGUUAGUGUUUGUACCGUUAUCAUGAUUCCAUGAUUUUGCAGCUGGUGAGAUCAUGGAGAAUGAUGAUGGUACCAAAGAAGACACCCAGUCACAAGUCAAGAACUCAGUCAGCAUGGAGAAGAACUGCUGCAACGAGGACACUUUCAGGCUUCACAUGGUCACGUGGAAUGUCGCUACAGCUGAUCCUCCAGAUGACAUCAGCUCCUUGCUUCACCUGAACUCCCCAAAGACCCCAGACCUCUAUGUGAUUGGUCUCCAGGAGGUGUACGCUGCUCCUCACAAGUUCAUCAUAGACAUGGCCGUUGAGGACUCCUGGAGCCAUCUCUUCAUGUCCAGCCUGGCACCACGAGGCUACCUGAAGGUGUCCUCCAUCCGCAUGCAGGGCCUCCUGCUGCUGAUCUUCUCCAAAUUGGCCCACGUUCCAUUCAUUAGAGACAUCCAGGAUACCUACACGCGCACAGGCAUCUUCGGCUACUGGGGGAAUAAAGGUGGGGUGUCCAUCCGCCUGUCUUUCUACGGCCACAUGCUCUGCUUCCUCAACUGUCACCUGGCAGCACACAUGCAGUACGCCUCGCAGCGCGUCGACGAGUUCGAGUACAUCCUGGACACACAGACCUUCGGCCCCAAAAAGACCCCACACAUCCUCGACCACAAGCUGGUCUUUUGGUUUGGGGAUUUGAACUUCCGCAUCCAAGAUCACGGCAUGCAUUUUUUGCGCAACUGCAUCACCAGCCACAAGUUCAACUUGCUGUGGAGCAAAGACCAGCUGACCAUGAUGAAGAAGAAGGAGGCUUUCCUGCAGGAAUUUGACGAGGGACCUCUGGACUUUCAACCGACGUACAAAUUCGACAGGUUCUCUGACCGCUAUGACAGCAGGUCCUACCGGACAUGGCUUGGUUUUCAUGGUAAGAUGCGUAAGCCGGCCUGGACAGACCGGAUCCUGUGGAGGGUGAAGCCUAAAGAGCCACCCCCAGAGGAGGAGAAGGACGAGGACAGGGACUCUGGUCUGGAUGAGAAAAACACCAAGCAGCAGGAGGAGGAGGAAGAGUUCCCUCUGAAACUCAGGCAGGAUUCGUACACCAGCAACAUGGAGUACGGCGUCAGCGACCACAAGCCCGUCAUCGGCAUCUUUACCUUGGAGUUGAGGAAGAUGUACGAGACGCCGUUGGUGCGCGUGUGUGCCGAGGGUGAAUGGAGCGCCGACUUUGACGCCAUGGUGAUCUACAGCCCCCUCCAGCCCUUCCCUUCUAGCGCCUGGGACUGGAUAGGCCUCUACAAGGUGGGGUUCCGGAGUGUUUCGGACUACAUUACCUACACCUGGGUGAAGGAUGACGAGGUCUCGUUUAAUGACGAGCUCACCCAGGUCUAUGUGAGCAAGGAUGAGAUUCCGGUGCUGGGAGGGGAGUGUGUGCUCUGUUACUACUGCAGUACGCUCCAAUGCAUUGUGGGUAUUAGCUCACCCUUUAAGGUACAAGAGUCCAAAGUGGCCGUUGAGGAAGGUCUAGCACUGGAGAACAUCAACGGCCUUGACAAGGCCACAGCCAGUUAGGACCUGUGAGUGGACCAGACAUGCCCUCGAACACUGUCUGUCCAUCUAUGCUGUUACACAUCUGCCCUUUUGAUCUUUGGUUGCCUGUCUGUAAGCUGCGGUGCUGCUGGAAUCAUGGAAUGUUACUUAAAAAUGAUAGGCCAGUGCACUUUGAAUUGAAUUAAUCGUACUGUUUAGCUUUCUUGUUCGCCACUGCCAGUUGUGGUGGCAACAGUAACCUGUGUGUUUAUUUCUGUUUGUUCAGAGGUUUAUCCCGCUUUUAAAAUCAGUCGCAGAGAGAUAUUGGCAGUAUCGCUUUAAGAAAGGUUCAGUGUUAGUUUUGUUCAGUGUAUUUUUUUGUUUUUGGUGUUUGUCUCUUUGGAUUCAUACAUAACACAUUGGACAUUGUCAGAUGUUCCAGGUAGCUUGUACAAAAGUUGAACAUUGACAUCAAAGUCGUGGCUGUUUCACUUGAACAUUUGACCAAUCAUCUAAUGAUAUCAUUAAUGCAUGAUUAUCUCAUAAUUAUUUUAAAAAUAAUGCUUCAUAUAUUUUUAUUUUCCCCUUGCAAACUUAGUCAUCUGUUAACAAAACCCUUUGUGCUAUGCUAUUCCAUUUCAAUGCAAUUUCUAAUAGAGGAUAUGUUUGAGAAAUACAGUGAGCGCCAUAAUUCAUUGGACAAUGACCAUUCUUUUUGUUAUUUUGGUUCUGUACUAUAGCACUUUGAGUUUGAAAGGAUACAAUGACAAUCAGGGUGAAGUGCAGACUGUCAGCUUUAAUUUGAGGGUAUUUUCAUACCUAUCGGAUGAACCGUUUAGAAAUGACAGCACCUUUUGUACAUGGUCCCCCCAUUUUAAGGUACUUACAAGUAUUUGUUGAAUUGGCUUCACAGAUGUGUGUUAGGCAGGUGUAUUCAUUUGUGUCGUUAGUGAAUGCAAGAGAGCUGUUGAUGAAGAGUAUUGAUUCUAGACUUUGCUAUUGCCUUUGGAGGUUGUUGUUGGGGUGUGACAACAUGAGGAAGACAGCCGUGUCGAUGCAAAUGAAGUUGGCCGUCAUAAGGCUCAGAAAUUAAAAUCAAUCAAUCAGGAACAUUGCAAAAACCCUGGGCAUGCCCAAGUCAACAGUUUGGUUUAUCAAUAACAAGAAAAAAACAACCGGUGAACUCAAUUAUGUCAAAAGACCCGGUAGACUGAGGAAGACCACUGUAGUGGAAGACCGGAGAAUACUCUCUAUGGUGAAGAAAACUCCCCUGACAACAGCCCAACAGAUCAAAAACACUCUCCGGGAUGCAGGUGUUGAUGUGUCAGUCUACCAUACGUAGAAGACUAUACCAGCAGGACUCCAGAGGGUACACUACAAGAUGCAAACCACUGAUGAGACUAAGAUUAUGUACCAGAGUGAUGGAAAGUGUGGAAAAAAAAGACAUGCCCAUGAUCCAAAGUAUACCACCUCAUCUGUGAAACAUGGUGGUGGGGGUGUUAUGGCUUGGGCCUGUAUGGCUGCCAGUGGAACAGGCUCACUUGUCUUCAUCGAUGAUGUGACUGCAGACAGAAGUAGAACAAUGAAUUCGGAAGUCUACAGAAAUAUUUUAUCUGCUCAGAUAAAACCAAAUGCCUCCAAACUCAUUGGACGGCACUUCAUCAUGCAACAAGACAAUGACCCUAAACGUACUGCUAGAGCAACGAAGGGGUUUUUGAGGGCCAAAAAGUGGAAAAUCCUUGACUGGAUGAGUCAAUCACCGGAUCUGAAUCCAAUUGAACAUGCAUUUUACAUGCUGAAGAGGAGACUGAAGGCAAUAAGUUCCCGAAACAAGCAGGAACUGAAGAUGGCUGCAGUACAGGCCUGGCAGAGCAUCACCAGGGAAGAUACCCAGCCUCUGGUGAUGUCGAUGCAUCGCAAAGGAUAUGCGACCAAAUAUUAACAAUGAUUGCUUUAUUCUACAUUAUGUCCAAUGUCCAAUGUUUUUUGAAAAGGGGGGGGGGCCGACUAUGUAUUAAAGCUUCUAUAAUUUCUUAACGGUUCAUCCAAUAUGUAUGAAAAUACCCUCAAAUGAAAGCUGACGGUCUGCACUUCAGCCUCGUUGUCAUGGUAUCCUUUCAAACUGAAAGUGCUAGAGUACAGAACCAAAAAGUACACUGUCCAAUGAUUUAUGGUGUUCACUGUAUAUUGCACAAUUUGAUCUUGUUCAUAUUCAUGACCAUGCCCUUUUUAUAGAGGUGAGUAAAUGUUACUGGUUUAUGUAUAUUAUUAAAGUCAGUUUGGUUCUAGUAAGUGUGAUUGGGGAUGAAAGGUUAUUUAAGAGAAAGUGGAAUCAACAAGUGCCUCAAUGUUAACAACCUGUAGAAAACUGUUCAACAGAUACUUUGGUACAACAUUGUCAUUCCUAUUUGAUUAUUUAUUGCUACAUUUGAAAAUUAUGAAUAAUUAGUGUUCUUCUUCUUAAAACAUAUGCAGGUCUUGUCUCGCUUGUACUGUACGCAUCAACAUCUCAUCUGUAGAACGUCUUGUACUUUUCUGCGACCAAUUUCAGCAUAAGCGAGACCUGUUCAAAUGUCUUUAUUAAUGUCUUUAAACGCCUGUACAUUGACUUGUAAAGAUUACUCAAGCCACUUCAUUCAGUAUUUACAGUAUAUUGAAAAUUAGGAGUGCUCUAUUUUCUCUGUAACAAGUGGUAAAUGAAUGAAUGCAAAUGUUAUACUGUAGGCUUAAAUACGGUAAAAAAUCUAAA
Molecule: messenger RNA, 4408 nt
Organism: Salvelinus fontinalis (brook trout)
Lineage: Eukaryota; Metazoa; Chordata; Actinopteri; Salmoniformes; Salmonidae
Gene: inpp5ka
Product: inositol polyphosphate-5-phosphatase Ka
Exons: 14
Coding region: 205-1701 (498 amino acids)
Biological process (GO): negative regulation of insulin receptor signaling pathway; negative regulation of phosphatidylinositol 3-kinase/protein kinase B signal transduction; phosphatidylinositol dephosphorylation
Cellular component (GO): plasma membrane; cytoplasm; endoplasmic reticulum
Molecular function (GO): phosphatidylinositol-3,4,5-trisphosphate 5-phosphatase activity; inositol bisphosphate phosphatase activity; phosphatidylinositol-4,5-bisphosphate 5-phosphatase activity
Source: RefSeq, a predicted model, not a curated record